Metopolophium dirhodum (rose-grain aphid) is the source of this 2844-nucleotide messenger RNA. Its product is annotated as opsin, ultraviolet-sensitive. Gene Ontology annotation, biological process: visual perception; G protein-coupled receptor signaling pathway. Bases 116 to 1249 code for a protein of 377 amino acids. The record is from RefSeq and is a predicted model, not a curated record. Gene Ontology annotation, molecular function: G protein-coupled receptor activity. Gene Ontology annotation, cellular component: membrane. The transcript is spliced from 8 exons. Lineage: Eukaryota; Metazoa; Arthropoda; Insecta; Hemiptera; Aphididae.
GUGGCUUAAAAAAUACCGUCUGUUCCGGACGUCUACAGUUAAUAGUACUUAGGUAGUGUUUUAGUUGUCCGGACUCCGGAUCGCGUACACAGCCAGUCCACAUAUAUCCGUCACAAUGUCACCAACUCUAAUAAUGGACUUCAAUCGUACCGUAUCAAGACCUCUGGCACAACUGGGCUUGAUGGAAAACGAAGUAGGUGAAACUCACUUGUUGGGUUGGAACCUUCAAGCCGAAGAUCUCAUCCACAUCCCAGAACAUUGGUUAAAAUACCAAGAACCCAGUUCGUUGCAACAUUACUAUUUAGCAUUUAUGUACACAAUUUUUAUGUUUGUCGCAUUAUUUGGAAAUGGUUUGGUCAUAUGGAUAUUCUGUGUAGCAAAACCAUUACGAACGCCAUCCAAUAUAUUUGUAAUUAAUUUGGCAUUGUGCGAUUUUGUGAUGAUGGCAAAAUCACCAAUUUUCAUAUACGGCUCUAUAAAUCGUGGUUAUCAGGGCCAUUUCCUUUGCCAGCUAUUUGGCACGGCCGGAGCUUUUAGCGGCAUUGGGGCGAGUGCUACGAAUGCCGCAAUUGCAUACGACAGAUUCAGUACGAUAGCAAAACCAUUUGAUGGACGUAUGACUUAUGGUAGAGCAUUUUUUUUAAUCAUAUGUAUUUGGACUUAUACUUUGCCAUGGGGCCUUUUACCUUUAACUGAAAAGUGGAAUCGUUAUGUACCAGAGGGGUAUUUGACAAGUUGUACCUUUGACUAUUUAAGUCCAACAGACGAAACUAGAGCUUUCGUUGGAAUUAUGUUUGUUAUUUGUUAUGUAAUACCGGUCUCAUUAGUCAUAUUUUUCUACUCGCAAAUCGUUAGCCAUGUCUUCAAUCAUGAAAAAGCACUGCGUGAACAGGCUAAAAAAAUGAACGUAGAAUCGUUGCGAAGUAAUCAAGAUGCAAACGCUCAAUCGGCAGAAGUAAGGAUUGCAAAAGCAGCUAUCACGAUUUGUUGCCUAUUUAUAGCUUCUUGGACACCAUACGCCGUUGUCGCCAUGAUUGGUGCUUUUGGAGAUCGAUCAUUGCUGACACCCGGUAUCACGAUGAUACCAGCGAUAUUUUGCAAGACUGUGGCUUGUUUCGAUCCUUAUGUGUAUGCAAUAAGUCAUCCAAGAUACAGAUUGGAAUUAUCAAAACGCGUUCCUUGUCUUGGAAUCAGUGAAAAGCCACCACUAACAGCAUCCGAGACCCAAUCUACAACUACAGCUGCUUAAUACAUACCAAAUAUUAUAAUAGGUUUAUAAUUACGAAUUUAUGAUAAAUCAAUAAUAGAUAAAUAACUGAACGUGUGUUUUGUAAAAUAUAACCAUUAUCCAUACAGUUUAUUUAACUGUCUACUCCAAAGAAUAUACAUUUUCUAUUUAUUUAAAAUUGAUAUGUAACGUUUAAUUGACCUACUUUAGAUUGAUUGCAAAAUAAAAACGUAAGAAAUAAUUUUAAGUGUACCUGUUCCAUACCAAAUGUGUAAACUCUAAAUAAAAUAAAUUUAUAGUUGUCAAGUGAAUAAUGAAACAGGUUAGGUACUACCAUUGAUAGAAUUCUGAAUUGUACAAUUAUGUGUGUUAAGGCGAUAAAACUUGAUUUUGAAAUUUAGGAAAUAACAAAGUAUAUAAUAUUUAUAUAUAAAUUUCACAUUUAACCAAACAGAAUUAAUUUGAUGAACAUUAUUCAAACAUAUUAUCUAUUAUUAUAGUAUUAUACAGGUUAUACUUAUUUUAUAAUUUAUUAUGAUAUAAAACUAUUGUUUUAUUUAUAGGUACCUAUUCGGCUAUUCCAAUUAAUUAUCAGUUAAUAGAUUUCUUAUCUCAUUAUUCUCCGUUUUUUUCUAUUCACUGAAUUACUAAAAGUAAUUUUAAUUUAGAAAUAAAACACGCUAAACAAAAAUUGUUUCGGAAUAAUAAUUUAAAAAACACCUAGUUAAGGUAUCUAGUUAAGAUAUUUAUGUUAUGUUGAUGAAAAAUUAAAUUUAAAAAAAAUAGAGAAUUCGUUUUUCUGUACUUAUAUAGUAAGUAGGUGUCAAGUACUCAAGUGUACCCUAUGAUAAUGUAUUAAAUUUGAAUUUUGAAUUCAACGGUACCUAUAUCAUUAUUCAUUUGUCAUUACUCAUUACUCAUUACAUACGAAAAACUAUUCUGAGUGACUGGGCGAGACUAUGUCUAUCAGUCUAUAUAUUUCUAACUCUAUCGACUUUAACGAUACCUAGUAUAUUUUAUUAUAUAUUUAAAUUGUUUCUAGUAGUUUAUUUUUGACAUUAAUAUCUUAUGUUAUAUCUUAAUCUUAUGUCUAGGACCUGUAAUAAGACAUAUUAAUGAUCUUAUGUUUUCCCAAAGGGAGACAUUUAAAAAAAAAAAUAAUAUUUUGGUAUAAAUACAAAACAUGGAGUACCUAAUUAAUCUGUCUUUUUUUAAAAAAACACUUCUUAGUCUCACUAAUUAUUUCUCCAUCCAAUAACGAUUGGUUGGUUUUGUGUGUAUGGUAUGGUUUUAUUUUCUAUUAUUGUAUACGUUUUCGAAUAUUAAAAUAUAUAAAUGAUACUAUCUGUAUUUGUAAUAUAGUUGGGUGAAAUUUGCAAAAACAAAUCGCAUAUAUUAUAAAUAUUAUUAUAAACUAUAAUAUUAUUUAAUCAAAUAUUACAAGGUAGCUGUUAUUAAUUUAUAACUGAAGUUAUUGUGAAUUUACAAAAUUAUUUUUUUAAAUUACAUUAAUAAUAACUUUUGACUUUUGAGGAAUCUAAUUUAUUUAUAAUUAUAAAAACCAGCUAAGUAAUAAAAAUCAAAAAUGUAUUGUGGUCUAAAAAUAGCCAAAAAAA